AUGGAGAUCCUUGCCUCGGCGGUGAUCCAGUGUCUAGGCUUGGGCAACGUCAUGUCACCGACGCACGUUGCAAGUUUCAUCCCGGGAUACAGGAAGAAAACCGUGAAGAUUGAAGCCGUUGAAACACUGCGACUGGGCGCUCAUCCCAAUCUUCUCUGGGUGCGCAUACACACAGAGGAUGGCUGCACCGGUCUGGGUGAAACGUAUUUUGGUGCCGGGCCGAGCGAAGCGGAUGUUCACGAACGCAUCGCACCCAUAAUUUUGGGACAGGAUGCCAGCCAGAUUGAAUUCCUGAACAUGAAGAUGCAGCCAUAUGUCGGCUUCACGGGAAGCGGCGCGGAAGUGCGGGCGCUCGCAGCGAUUGACGUGGCGCUUUGGGACAUUGCUGCAAAAUCGGCUGGCAAACCGUUAUGCGAUCUUCUGGGGGGAAGAACCCGGACCGGAAUUCAGGUCUACAACACUUGUGCUGGAGCGGACUACGUCUCCAAGACCUCGGCGGUGAGACCCGAUAAUUUCGGGACUGACGGCGCGAAACAGGACAGCGGUCUUUAUGACGAUCUCAAUGGGUUUUUAAACCAUCCCGAAGACCUUGCCGCGUCCCUGUUGGACAUGAACAUCUCCUCCAUGAAGAUCUGGCCGUUCGAUCUGGCAGACGGCGCUGUUGAUGGCGUCGAUAUUUCCCUGCCGGAUUUGAAAAGGGGUGUCGAACCGUUUGAAAGGAUCCGCAAGGCACACGGUGACAAAAUCCGCUUGAAGGCGGAGUUGCACGGAUUGUGGAGCCUAAAUGCCGCAACAAAAAUCGCGAACGUACUUGAACCACUCGACAUGGACUGGAUCGAAGAUCCGGUCUGGAUGGACCGUCCCCACGAAGUGGGCAAUCUGGCGAGCGUGACAUCGGCCCCGCUGGCAGGCGGCGAGACGCUCGCAAGCCUCGGACAAUUCAAGUCUCUGAUCGACGAAGGCAACAUUUCGACACCCAUCGUGGAUGUCGUAUGGGCGGGAGGCGUCACGGCUGCACGAAAAAUAGCUGCUCUUGCCGAAGCGAGUUCACGCCCGAUCGCCUUUCAUGACUGUUCCGGUCCCGUCACCCUCGCCGUUUCGACACAUCUCGCACUCAGCCUUCGAAAUGUCAGGGAACAGGAGAUAGCUCGGGGCUUCUACUACAACUGGUACCAGGAUUUUGUGGAUCAUCUGCCGCCCAUUGAAAACGGGAUGAUAUCAAUUCCUGGCGGCCCCGGUCUGGGAAUGGACUUGCAGCCGGAUAUCUUCAGGCGCGCCGACGCGAUCCACAAGACAACCAGAGUGGAAUGA
Messenger RNA from Effrenium voratum, 1311 nucleotides. The record is from the annotation of a GenBank genome assembly. Lineage: Eukaryota; Dinophyceae; Suessiales; Symbiodiniaceae.